AUGAAUACCGAGAAAUGGAAAGAGUGUGGCGUAUCCACCAAGUUUCCCACUUACCGCAACUCGCCUCUGGUGACGGAACACAGCUGGCAACAAAGUAAGCGAAAGGAUGAUGGGGCCGAAGGAUUGUGGCGCAUACACGAUGGCCUCUAUGAUUUUACGGAGUUCAUUGAUAAACAUCCUGGCGGCAGCUUUUGGAUACGUGAAACGCAAGGUAUGGAUAUCACCGAAGCCUUUGAGGCGCAUCAUUUGUCUACGACGCCAGAGAAGAUGAUCCACAAGUAUAAGGUGAGGGAUGCAGUCCAGCCAAGGAUCUAUACGUUGACCCUGCACGAGGAUGGAUUCUACAGGACCCUUAAAGGGCGUGUGCGCGAGAAGCUAAAGACGAUUGACAUGCGACCUAAACGCGAAAGUGAUUUGAUCCAUCUUGGCUUAUUGCUUUCCACGUAUCUUUUUGCUGUGGCAAGUGUUAAAUAUAACAGUUUGUUGGCCCUUAUCCUGGCGAGCGUUGCUCUUUGCUGGACUGUAAACGUGGCACACAAUUAUUUCCAUAGACGUGAUAACUGGCAGAUGUACACCUUCAAUUUGGCAAUGUUGAAUUUCUGCUCAUGGCGCAUCGCUCAUUCCAUGUCCCAUCAUAUCUAUCCGAAUACCUUUUACGAUCUGGAGCUGACCAUGUUCGAGCCAUUUUUUUGCUGGAUUCCCAGUCCAUAUAUGAAAAGUAAGACAAUGAGAUAUUUAUCCUGGAUUUUGGAACCAUUUGUCUAUCCGAUUGCGUUAUUCCUGCAAAUGGCCACGCGCAUCUUUUACUCGCUGCGCCACACAAAUAUUAUGUACUGGCAUGAUCUUCUGCCCCUCUCUCUACCUCUUGUUAUGUACUGCGGAUCGGCUGGAUCGGCGGACCUCUUGUUUUGUAUACGUCAAUGGAUUUACUUGACGGCAAUUGCUAGCUUUGCAUUUUGCGUAAUCGCGCUGCAUGCCACUCAUCAUAAUCCCGAGAGCUAUCACGAAGGUGACAAAAUUCACGAUGAUCGUGACUGGGGCUUGUUCCAAGUGAGCUCCGUCGUUGAUCGUGCUGAUAUCAAAUGGUCACGUUUCCUGGUUAUUACCCACUUUGGAGAUCAUGUCCUGCAUCAUUUGUUCCCCACUCUCGAUCAUGGACUGCUGCCGGCUCUUUACCCUAUUCUCUACGAAACCCUCGAUCAGUUCAAGGCUCAGGUGCUUGAAUGUAAAAACAUUGAGCACAUUAUUGGACAGCACAAGCAGCUUUUGCGCAUAGAACCCAAACAACGAGCACCCGGAGCUGUCAAAUAAUAUACGUGCUGCGUCAUAGAGUUGAUUGCUUUAUAAGUACUUUGUACUAGGAAUUUUUGUAACAAACAAAAUUAUAUAUAUUUCUAUUAAUUUAAAAUAAAUGAACUAUAGGAUCAGAUUUGACUUA
Drosophila innubila is the source of this 1438-nucleotide messenger RNA. RefSeq names its product cytochrome b5-related protein-like. The transcript has 3 exons. The record is from RefSeq and is a predicted model, not a curated record. Bases 1 to 1311 code for a protein of 436 amino acids. Gene Ontology annotation, cellular component: mitochondrion. Gene Ontology annotation, molecular function: heme binding. Gene Ontology annotation, biological process: lipid metabolic process. Lineage: Eukaryota; Metazoa; Arthropoda; Insecta; Diptera; Drosophilidae.